CUUUCGCUCUCUUCAAUUAUGUGCAUUCUCGCACUGUCCAGCCCCCUCUUUCCUCUUCAAUUCCUCACUGCUCCGUUUUUCCCGUGCCUUAUAUAACCGUUUUCUAGAGAGUGAAAGCUUUCUUUUUUCUAGAGAGAGAAAUGGAGGAGAUCGAUGAAGCUAGGGCAAAAGCCACUGCGUCAGAGCCUACGAAUUCGAAUCCCAACACGGAGCUCUCCGAAAAGCCUUCCAAGGCCAAAGAAGAAGGCGAGCUAUCUUCCGACGAAGCCGACGGCGGCGACGACAACAACAAUGACGAAAAUCCUGUUGGCUCUGCUGCACAGUCUGUUGGUACUGUUGCACCGCCUUCAGGGCCUGUGCCAGUUUUUUCAGCAAACAAAGGCGCCCAAGGCAUUCCACCAGGUAAGGUUAUUUCUUGUAAUUCAUCAGCAAGCUCCAUUGAUGUCCAGUCCCGAACAUCUUUACCACCAAUUCCUCAAAAGAGCUUUGAUAAAAACCGAGUCCCACUUAAAUCUGCUAUGCCUGGGUGGCGUGCUCCUUUGGGGCCCAACAAUAAUAAUCUUGUUAUAAGAUUCUCAGAUGAUGACAGUGGCAGUGACUCUGAAGAGUAUGGACAGGAGAAAGCUUCAGGUAAAGGCAACAUGACUGUGGUGAACAGCAACCGAAGGGUACCUGUUCCUUCACUACCAAAAUCAAACAUGUUAAGGCAGACAGCCAGAAAUAUAAACAAAGUAAUGCCCAAAAAGUUGUCUUCAAGUCGCACAUUUACGCCAUCGAUGAACUCUAUCCAGGGAGCCAAUUCCAAAGGUGCCGGGCCUUCAACUGUUGAUCAAGGAUCACGAGGCAGAAAUUUGAAUGCCCUCAACAAAAAUUUUGCAAGCCGAGAGCGUGGGUUUGACCAAAGUGUGGGCUUGAACAAUAAUAAACUUCAGGAUUUGCGGCAACAGAUUGCACUUCGUGAAAUUGAAUUGAAGUACAAGUCUGCCCUGCAAACUAAGGAAUCUGCUUUAGUUCCAUAUAGGGAUUAUAAUGCAAUGAACCUAAGCAACAAUACAGCUAGGAGAUUCAAUGCAACUGGUGCUAACUCUUUACAGUCAGAACCAAAAGAGCCAGACAAGAAACGCUUAAAAGUUAGUGGAUCUUUUAAUACCCAGCCAAGUCCAGGUGGCCAGCGAGACAUACCUUCUACAAAUUCUACUCUACCAUCAAAAGGGCCAGCAUUGGAAAACACUAGUAUGCAGGUCAGGAAUACGGCUGACAGUAGAGGGAUUUCCUCAGGUAGAGCAGAGUCAAGUAUUGACAAACGGGUUGCUGUUAUACCAGAAAGUAUACCCAGCAGAGCUAAAGAUGGUGUUGAUGUUGAUAGUGGUUGCAAUCAGUCUGACAAUAGUAGGCAGGUGGAUUCUUGUGUUGCAUUAACCCAGACUACACCUCUACCAAAUGUAACCUCCAAUAUUUUGCCAGAGAAUUCAAGCAUUGUUGAGUUGAGUCAUCCAAGUAAGAUCAGUGGUCAUCAACCAUCUGGUUCCUUAAAAAAAGCAACAACUCAAAACAAUUCAGUAAGAAACAGUGACCAUCAUGAAGUCGAAGCCAGCGAUAAGGCACAUGAAUCCUUUUUCAACAACAUAUGCCAGGGAUCGCUGAACAAUGCAAGCUUUUGGAAUUAUUUGGGCAAUGCUAAUGUCUCAGGACAUAGCAACAUAAGUCUGCAAUCUUUAGUUGAAAAGGAGGAAUCACUGGACAAGGACCUGGAGGAAGCACAAGAACUCAGGCGCAAGUGUGAAAUUGAAGAAAGAAAUGCUCUUAAAGCUUAUCGUAAAGCUCAGAAGGCUUUGGUUGUGGCUAAUGCUAGAUGUACUGAUCUUUAUCGCAGAAGGGAAAUCUAUUCAGCAAACUUGCGAUCUUAUCUUAUGCAGAAUUCCAGUUUACUGUCGUCCUCAAUGCAGCAUGAAGAUGCUGCAAUGGGUUUGGAUCCCCCAAAUAUCGUGCCUGAAAAUGUGAAUCUAAUACCCACGGCUAGUCAUCAGUUGCAGCCCGUCUUUGAUGGUUUUGAUCAACCAGGGUGUGAUUCAAAUAUCCAAUGUGUCGAUAGUGCUCCCACCAAUAGAACUCAUUGGCAUGUCAAUGGACAUAAUUUGGAGUCAGAACCUUGCAGUGAACCAGAUGGUAGUACAUCAGAGCCAUUGACUCGUAGUGGCAAGAAUACUGUAGAUGGAGUUUGCUCUCCAUUCACUGAUCCAAAUAAUUCAGUAGAUGAAGAUGAAGAGACAUUUCCAUUUGACCCUGAGUCUAUACAACCCAACAUUGAAUGCCAUAUAAAAGAGAAAAAUCUUGAAGAUGGGCAAAAUGACAUUAGUGAUGAGUUGCACAAAAAAAUUUUAAUUGAUAGCUCCCAGGAUACUUUGCUUCUUGAAGCAGCACUAAGAUCUGAACUAUUUGCUCGGCUAGGGACAAGAACUAUAUCAAAAGAUAGUGGUUCAUGUGACAACACAGAGUCUGUAGUGGAACAAGGGGCUGAAAAUGAUGUUGGAAAGGAUAAAACACAAAUUGGCAAUGGUCCAUUCCCGGGGGUAGAGAAAGAUGGAAAAUUUGAUCUGGGAGGCAUUGAUAGGCAAGAGGGAAGUAUCCUUGAGGCUCCUCUUGAGAUCCGGAAACAGAGCCAAACUGAAAAAUUUUCUUCGAAAUCUCACUCCACUACUGAUUCUCAGGAUUGCAGAUUAUCUACUAGACAAGUUGGCUUGCCAGCUUCUAUAUCUUCUUCUCCUCCUCUAAUAUUGAGGAGUGCAUUUGGUCAUCUGAAGGUUGCGUUGCCAAACAGUUUAGUAAAAUUGCGGACCAGAAAUCAUCAAAGUCAGGAUAACAAUAUAUAUAAUGAAGAGGGUGCUUGUGUUAACUUUGAUGAGAUUCAGAGGAGCAAUGCAACAGCAAACACAAUUAAAGACUUAAGCGGAAGAGAAUUUGGUUCUUAUACCUGCAGUCCUAUAGUUGAUCCAUUUUGGCCACUUUGCAUGUAUGAGCUUCGAGGAAAAUGCAACAAUGAUGAAUGUCCUUGGCAACAUGUUAAGGACUACACUAAUGGAAAAAUCCAUCAGCAACAGCUUGGUGAUUCUGAUGAUGCUGAUUCUAAGGUUGGAUUAAUCUUACAUCAAAGAAUGUGUACUGGUGCAACAAAAGGUCCCAAGUAUGAUUAUUUGACUUCGCCAACUUAUCUAGUUGGGUUGGAUAUGCUUAAAGCUGAUCCACAGUCAUAUGAGUCUUUUCUAGCAGGGAGGAAUGGUCGAUGGUGGAAAAAGUGUUUCAGUCUCUCAUUAGCAAUUUCAAAUCUGCGUCAAAAGCCGUUUCCUGUAGAUGGCCCAUUUUUGCAUGGCAAUGAUGGUCGAAUAGAAAUUUAUGGGAAUUGGAACAGACAGUCAUCAUAUUUCCAGAGUAGAAAUCGCAAAUUGAAUCAACUUGAACGAGAUGUGGCUGAUUAUGAUCAAUCCCUUGAAAUGGCUCUUAAUACUCUCAAUCAGGAGGAUAACAAACAAGAGGGUGUGGAGAAGGUUCUCCUUUUGCUGUCACGAGCUCUUGAGACCGAUCCAACUUCUGUAACACUCUGGAUUACAUAUCUGCUUAUUUACUAUAGCAAUAGGAAUUCUCGUCGGAAGGAUGACAUGUUCUCUUAUGCGGUCAAACAAAAUGAGGGAUCUUAUGAACUGUGGCUUAUGUACAUCAACAGUCGGAUGCAGCUUGAUGACCGGAUGGUUGCAUAUGAUGCUGCUCUCAAAGCGCUUUGUCACCAUGCGUCUGCUUCUGACUGGGAUGGAAUGCAUGCUAGUUCAUGCAUCUUAGACUUGUUUUUGCAGAUGAUGGAUUGUUUGUGCAUGUCUGGGAAUGUUGAGAAGGCCAUCCAGAGAAGCUAUGGGCUCUUCCCUACUACCACAAAUUCUGAUGAGCCCUAUUCUCUUUCGCUCUCAGAUAUCCUGGCAUGCCUAACAGUUUCUGACAAAUGUGUAUACUGGGUUUGUUGUGUGUAUUUGGUUAUUUACAGGAAACUACCUGAUGGUGUAGUACAUAGGUUUGAAUGUGAGAAAGAACUCCUUGAGAUUGAAUGGCCUGUUGUUCAUCUUAUAGAUGAUGAGAAGCAGAGGGCUCUUGAGCUUGUGGAAGCAGCAGUGGAGUCGGUUGAUUCAUACAUCUAUACUGAAUCACGUAAAAGUGAAAUUAAUCUGAGAUCAGCACAAUGUUUUGCAGUCAAUCAUAUUAGGAGCAUGGUGGCACUUGGCAGCUUAGAAUGCUUGAGAAACUUGUUGGAUAAAUAUGUUAAAUUGUAUCCAUCCUGUUUAGAACUUGUUCAAAUAUCAGCACGGAUACAGAACCAUGAUUUUGGAGAUGUGAGUUUUGUGGGGUUUGAGAAAGCAAUCAGUAACUGGCCAAAAGAAGUCCCUGGAAUUCAAUGUAUAUGGAAUCAAUAUGUUGAGCAUGCCCUCCGGAAUGGAAAAUUUAAUUUUGCGGAGGAACUUAUGGCCCGUUGGUUUCACUCUGUUUGGAAAGAUAAUUAUAUCCAAAAUGGUUUGUUGGAGGCCGUGGAUGGUGGUACCUGUAACCCAUCUGGGUCACAAGGAUUGGUUUCAAAUUCCAAUCCUAAGCAGAUAGAUAUAAUGUUUGGUUAUCUCAAUCUUGCUCUUCAUAAACUAUUGCAGAAUGAUCGCAAUGAAGCUUGCUUAGCGAUUGACAGGGCAAUGAAGUCUGCCAUUCCUGAAUAUUUUAAGCAUUGCUUGAGAGAGCAUGCCAUGUUUUUGCUCACUGAUGAAUUACUGUCAAGGGAAGAUUCUCCUGUCACUGAGAUCAGGAACAUGUUGGAAGGUUAUCUGGAUGAUGCUCAUGCUUUCCCCAUUUCUGAGCCGUUAUCAAGAAAAUUCAUUGGUGAAAUCAAGAAACAAAGAGUUCAGUGGCUAUUAAGUAACAUACUCAGUCCAGUUUCAAUUGAUUCUUCUCUGGUAAACUCAGUUCUUGAAGUGUGGUACGGCCCAUCUCUAUUACCCGAAAAGGUUGGUGAGCUAAAGGAUCUGGUGGAUUUUGUCGAAGCCAUCUUGGAGAUACUGCCAUCCAAUUAUCCAUUAGCAAUUUCUGUCUGUAAGCUGUUAAGCAGACAUGACAACUCCAAUGCUUCUGCCAGUGUUUUAUUUUGGGCAAGCUUAAACUUGGUCAGUGCAAUCUUUCAUGCAAUCCCAAUUCCACCAGAGUAUGUAUGGGUAGAAGCUGCAGGUAUUUUGGGAAAUAUUGCAGGUAAUGAGGCCAUUUCUGAAAGGUUUUAUGAGAGAGCUUUUUCAGUUUACCCAUUCUCGGUCAAGUUGUGGAAAUCUUAUUAUGACCUAUCUAAGAAGACCACAGGAAAUACGAGCAGUGUUGUGGAAGCAGCAAAAGAAAAGGGUAUUGAACUUGACUAAAAUCUUCUUUUAAAUAUAGAAUAGUUAGGAUGUCAGUUCAGUAGGACAGCAGUUAUUCGAGGGAAACUUGGGGGUCAAUUUUGCUUUUAACUAGUGAAUAGAGGCCUUGAGUUUAUAGCUGGCUACCAUUUUAGAUUGACCAUCUUUGGCAAGUUAAAGUGUUCAAGAUGUUAAUCUCCAACUAGGAGUUCCAGAAGUAAAUAGACAAUAGAAUUAUUAAUGGAGGUUUUAGAUUUAAUUAAGUUGGCACUUGGCAGUAUAUGUUUUAGGUGGUGAAGAUAAGGUUAAGAAGAGGUGUCAGGGUUUGGACUAGUGGUCUUUUUUUGUCACUCUCUCCCCUGUUCCCUUUUGUAUUUUUUUUUUUCCUGUUUUACUUUUUGGUUGAUCUUGUUGUCUCUCAUCUGACAUUAAUGUCUUACCCUAUUGCUUAAUUGUAAUUACCCAAAUCUUUGUACUUAACAUAUACAUGGAAUGAAGAUGAGAUUGUUCUCGAGUAA
Molecule: messenger RNA, 5926 nt
Organism: Quercus lobata
Lineage: Eukaryota; Viridiplantae; Streptophyta; Magnoliopsida; Fagales; Fagaceae
Product: zinc finger C3H1 domain protein
Exons: 11
Coding region: 141-5429 (1762 amino acids)
Biological process (GO): RNA processing
Cellular component (GO): nucleus; exosome (RNase complex)
Molecular function (GO): protein binding
Source: RefSeq, a predicted model, not a curated record